GUUAUCUGACUAGUCUUAAAAAUAGUGCGUGCCGGCAUCCUUUGUAAUCGAUGUCGUAGUACUUCUCGUAGAAGUCUUGUAUCAGCUCCUCGACCUGCAAAAUGACGACUGAUUUGUUACAAGUGAAGUGCGCCGCGUGCAACGAGAUCGCUCACGAACCUUACAUAGAGUGUUGUGAAUGCGAGAUUAAUUUGUGUACAUCUUGUUUUGCCGCCGGUCAAGAGAUACGCGAACACAAAAACUAUCACAAAUACGCAGUACGAAGGAACGAUUUCCCUUUAUUCGAUAACUGCAACUGGUCAGCUAAAGAGGAGUGCAAAUUACUUUCAGCAAUAUCAACACAUGGUUUCGGAAACUGGGAAGAAGUUGCAAAAGUCGUUCACACGAGAUCUAAAUUAGAGUGUCACGAACAUUACAAGAAAUAUUACAUAGAAAACGUUCAAUAUAAAGAGUUAAAGUUGCUACCGGAGACAGAACAAUCCUUGUUCCCUAAGCCAAUAACCCCUUACAUAUAUAAUUUACAAGUUUGUGUAAAUCCACCACGAAACAAUCAGUCGGAUCAACAUCUUGCAGGUUACAAUGCAUACAGAUCUGAAUUUGAACUAAGUUAUGAUCAUAAUGCGGAAAAUAUAUUUAACAUUGAGGAUGACUACUCGGAUGAUGAAGAUGAGGACCUCAUGGAUGCUCUAAAAGUGAGCUUAGUAAAGGCUUUCAAUACACGGUUGGCAGAAAGGCAUCGGCGAUACAGUAUCAUAAAAAAUCAUGGCUUAAUAGUAUUAAACCGAGUAGUUUCAUGGUUGCAGAGAUUUGAUGAAACAUUAAUGAGAAGCAAGACUGAAAAACUAGUCUCCUUUAUGCAGUUUAUGACUGGAAUGCAGUUUGAUGCAUUCAUGGAAUCAUUGAGCCUUGAAGAAGAAUUAUUACAAAAGAUAUUUCGGCUGAGUGAUUUUAGGAAGAAUGGUAUAAAAACAUUUUAUUCUGCCACACUUUACCAGCAACUUAAAGUGGAGAAUACUAUAGCGUUUAAGGAACAGAAGUAUCUUACAUUAGUUAUGCAAAAUAGAUACGAAACUCAGAGUCUGUCUCCGAUUAAAUCAAAACAAUGUGGUAUUAAAGACAAAAAGUUGAAGCGGACAUCUCUGCCUUUGGACAUUGUCGGUCUUCCUGGAUGUCAUCUUUUAUUGGAUAGUGAAAAGACAUUAUGUUCCAAUUUAAGACUUUUACCUACAAAUUAUUUAGAGAUCAAAACUCAACUUAUAUCAGAGAAUAACAAGUUAGGGUUCCUCAGACUAUUAGAUGCUCGCAGGAUUUUAAAGAUAGAUGUAAACAAAACUAGGAAAAUAUAUGACUAUCUAAUGAAGGAGGGCUUUGUUAAUAUGCCACCAGUAAAUAAAUAAUUUGAUGUACUAAUACUGAACAGAUAAAAAUGAAUUUUAAAUCUAUAAGCGAACAAUUUUUAUA
Papilio polytes (common Mormon) is the source of this 1461-nucleotide messenger RNA. RefSeq names its product transcriptional adapter 2A (gene Ada2a). Gene Ontology annotation, molecular function: transcription coactivator activity; chromatin binding; protein binding. The record is from RefSeq and is a predicted model, not a curated record. Gene Ontology annotation, cellular component: nucleus; SAGA-type complex. Bases 102 to 1397 code for a protein of 431 amino acids. The transcript has a single exon. Gene Ontology annotation, biological process: regulation of transcription by RNA polymerase II; chromatin remodeling. NCBI's taxonomy places the organism in Eukaryota, Metazoa, Arthropoda, Insecta, Lepidoptera, Papilionidae.